CGCUGAUGCGCUCCGGAGGAGAGGACGCGCGCUUCUCCGCAGUUCAGACGCACAAGGAACGGAAACCUCUCAGCUGGCACCGAACCUCCGUGGACCCCCUCUCCCCGCCUCAGUUCGGAUCGGAACCACGACCCAAAGAGUCCAGAUAAGUAGAGACGGAGCCUGGCCCCCUCUCAGACCAGUUCAGGUCCGGGUCUAAAGAGACAAAUCAGACUAAACUGUGCAGCUUUAGGAUUUGGACACACCGCCUGAUGACUGAGAUUAUUCUGGAUUAGGAAACUCUUGUUUCUGUGUUAGUUUUUCCCGUGAAGCCGAGCUGGAGGGACACUCUGGGAGCGUCUGGGAUGGGAAGAGACGCAGACUUUGUGGUCGGAGCUGAACGCGCCGGGAUGUAGUUCUGGUGGAUCCGGACUCAUGGACGUGAACUUUGCGAGGCAGCUUGGCUCACUUUCUGCUCCCUGAAGACUAAACAUGGGUUGAAAGCGGCCGUGGCAGAUGCGGGGACGCUCAACGUGGGAGGGAACCGAGUUUUCUGCGUUAUGUAAUUAUUGACAGCAGCUGAUCAUAAGUGGUACAUUCCAGGCAAACUCACCCAUCACCCUCACCCCCCCACCCCUGCGUCGGAGGAUUUAGCUCAGUAAAAUCACCUGUUAAAGGUGCAGGUGUUUACUUUUCCUAUUAAAAGAAACGGAGGAGUUAAUAUUGGCCCUUUGAACUUGACCUUUAACCUCCUCCCCCGUUGAUCUGAUCGAGUCUUAAAGCUCUGGGCCCAGUAAAGGGUUGACCAUGGCAUCUCUAAUGAGUUAUUUACUCCACGCUGAUGUCAAAAUGACUCCAACUACAAGAAACCAGACCGUCAACUCAGCCUCCAGCUUCUAUGUCAGCUUUGAUUUGUCUUCAUGGCUUUGUGGGUUUUUACUAGCCUCUAAGAUGCUGUAAUGCUGGGUUUUGCCUGCGUCCUUCGGGAUAUGUGGUUGUUUUGGAAUUCUGGCUCUCUUACUGUUUUACUUUUCCGUAGUCAAACGUAAGCAGAGACUUUGCUCAUCCCUCCCUCCCCCCAACUCAUCAGGGCUGGUGGGGAGGGUGGAUCUGACCCCACGGGGUCCAAACUGUAGUGGGCGGUGGUAAGACACCCUCCUGAGGAAGGGUUCCCACCAUGGAGUCCAGCCCAGAGAGCCCAAACCGGGCCGUGGAGUACCUCCUGGAGCUCAACAACAUCAUCGAGAGCCAGGCCAAACUCCUGGAGACGCAGCGCCGGCGCAUCGAGGAGCUGGAGGGCCAGCUGGACCGGGUCAGCCAGGAAAACCAGGACCUGAGGCAGGACCGCAGCCCGCGUGCCGCUGGAACAGAACCCCCAGAGCAGAACCACAACCACAGCCAGCCCCUGCCCCUCGCCGUUCAUCAAGGCGGCAGUGCCGGUGGCAGCAGCAGCGGUGGGAAUGCCGGCAGCUCGACAUCUCAGGUGACAGCUGGUUCGGCCACUGCUCCAGGAUCCAGCAGGGAGAGGAAGAGUCAUGCCAGGCUGACCCGAGGACUCUCCUGUGGCUCUUCCAACAUGGAUCGAGUCCGACUGGAGCGCACAGACAGCACGGACGCCAACACCAGUUCCACGUUACGCAGAAAUGUGGAAGGGGAAGCCCAGUGUCCAGAGCCAGGCGCCCACAAAGACGGCUCAUUCAGUCAGACGCCUUACCUUCACGGCUCAGAGCGUUUCAGUGACAGCAGCAGCGCGGCCCCCUCCACCUCCAGGGGCCCGUCGAGCGUGGUGGUCUCCAGCCCGGCCAGCCUGGCCUGGGUGCUGCGAACGCGCCACCAACCAGCGAGCUUAGCCCUUCGGAAGCAAGAAGAGGAGGAGAACAAGAGGUGCAAGGGCCUGUCUGACAGCUAUGAACUCUCCACAGACCUGCAGGAUAAAAAGGUGGAGAUGUUGGAGAGGAAGUACGGAGGCUCCUUUGUAAGUCGUCGGGCAGCAAAGACCAUUCAGACCGCCUUCAGACAGUACCGCAUGAAUAAAAACUUUGAGCGUCUCCGGAGCUCGGCCUCAGAGAGUCGUAUGACGCGUCGCAUCAUCCUUUCCAAUAUGAGGCUGCAGUAUUCUUUUGAUGAGCGGCAGCCCCAGCAGCAGGCCCAGACACAAACCAACUUCACCCACAGUGUUGCUAUAGGUCCUCCUCAUUCCCCUGAUCCAGACCGCCCAGCAGACUACACCCACCUGGAGGACUCCUUCUCCAAACAGGUCAAGUCCCUCGCCGACUCCAUCGACGAUGCCCUCACCUGCCGCGCCGGUCGCGAUGACUCCCAGGAGGGCAGCAGGGAGGGUGGAGGGAUCAGCGAAGACUUUGGGGAGUGCAUGUGGAGCAGCAGCAGCAACCCGUCCUCCUCCCAAAGAGGUUUGGGAGAAAGAGGUCGGGGAGUCGGAGGAGGGCUGAGUAUGCACGGUGACAGUACAGCCACCUCUUACAGUGACGUCACCCUUUACAUGGAUGAUGGGAUGCCCUCCUCUCCGCUGUCCCUUGACCGGGCCCCCAGCAGCACAGAUACUGAGUACUGGGGGCCCGGUGGUGGUGUUGGAGGGCGCGAGGACAGCAGGGACACAGAGGGAGGAGGUAGCAGUAACAGUCGGCGCAGCACGCCAUGCACAGAGUGCAGAGACUACCGUCUGAGGGGAGCUCACCUGCCCCUUCUCACUAUCGAGCCACCUAGUGACAGCUCAGUGGACAUGAGUGAUCGUUCAGAUCGGGGUUCCCUGAGCAGGCAGUUGGUCUAUGAGCAGGAACCUGGAGUAAGCUCAAGCUCGCCUCAGGGAACCCUCAAACACUCCCCCAACUCAGGCACCCACUCCCCCUCCACAGCCGCUGCUCAGGGUCAGACCAGGCCAACGGGAAGACCCAUACCUACACACAUCCCGCACCAGGUGGCAGCCCACCACCACCAUCACCACCACCCCAUCCACCACCACCAGUACCCUGACACGCCUUCAUCCUCCUCCUCCCCACAGCAGCCUCCCACUACCCCCCUGUCCUCCUCCUCCUCCACCGCUCUGCCUCCAGGAGGUCUGGAGCAGCCGUGCUGCUCUGACGGAGACAACGACUCGCUCAACUCCACAACCAACUCCAACGAGACAGUCAACUGCAGCUCGGGCUCUUCAUCUCAGGACAGCCUGCAGGAACCGCUGCCUCCUCUGGGGAAACAGACGUACCAGAGGGAGAGCCGCCACAGCUGGGACUCUCCACCCUUCAACAGCGAUGUGGUGCAGAGACGCCAGUACCGCAUCGGUCUCAACCUCUUCAACAAAAAACCAGAGAAAGGCAUCCAGUACCUGAUAGAAAGAGGGUUUGUAUCAGACACUCCUGUCGGGAUUGCUCGCUUCCUCCUGGAGAGAAAAGGCCUCAGCAGGCAGAUGAUUGGAGAGUUUCUGGGAAACCGACAGAAACAAUUCAACAAAGAUGUUUUAGAUUGUGUUGUGGAUGAGAUGGACUUCUCAGGCAUGGACCUUGACGACGCUCUGAGGAAAUUUCAGGCCCAAAUCAAAGUUCAGGGAGAGGCCCAGAAAGUGGAGCGGCUCAUCGAGGCGUUCAGUCAAAGGUAUUGUGUGUGUAAUCCCACCCUGGUUCGGCAGUUCCAGAACCCGGACACCAUCUUCAUCUUGGCCUUUGCCAUAAUCCUCCUCAACACAGAUAUGUACAGUCCCAACAUCAAAGCCGAGAGGAAGAUGAAGCUGGAUGAUUUCAUCAAGAACUUGAGAGGUGUAGACAAUGGUCAGGAGAUACCCAGAGACCUGUUGGUUGGGAUCUACCAGCGAAUACAGAAAUGGGAGUUGCGCACCAAUGAUGACCACGUCUCUCAAGUGCAGGCAGUGGAGAGGGUCAUUGUAGGCAAGAAGCCUGUGCUGUCUCUUCCCCAUCGAAGGCUGGUGUGUUGCUGCCAGCUCUACGAGGUUCCCGACCCCAACAGACCUCAGCGGACCGGAGUACACCAACGAGAGGUCUUUCUCUUCAAUGACCUGCUGGUGGUCACCAAAAUCUUCCAGAAGAAGAAAACCUCUGUGACUUAUAGUUUCAGACAAUCGUUCCCUUUGGUUGACAUGCAGGUCCACAUGUUCCAGAACUCAUACUACCCUCAUGGCAUUCGCCUGACCUCAGCCAGCCUGGGCGGAGAGAGGAAGGUUCUUAUCGUCUUUAUGGCGCCCAGUCAGCAAGACCGCACCCGCUUUGUUAGCGACCUCAGGGAGAGUAUUGCUGAAGUGCAAGAGAUGGAGAAAUACAGAGUUGAAUCGGAGUUGGAGAAGCAGAAAGGUGUGAUGCGGCCCAGCUUGCUAGCAGGAAGUGUGGUUGGAGGAGGUGUAGGUGUGAAGAGCGAUGUUGUGAACGGCACCUUGGGAAGGACGAGUUUUGAUGACAACUGCUCCGUGGGUGAGGGUCUCAAACGCACAGCGCUCAGCUCAUCUCUCAGGGACCUGUCGGACACAGGGAAGCGUGGUCGCAGGAACAGUGUCGGUUCCCUGGACAGUACUAUGGAAGGCUCCAUCAUUAGCAGCCCUCAGCCUCACCAGCGCUACCCAAUGCCAGGCGUUCUCCCUGGCUGCUAUGGAACAGAAGAUUUCCGGCCUCAACGCCCCAUCCUGAGCCCCGGGACGGGGGUGGGGGGUGGGCCGGGGCAGCAACAUACCACUGCUGGGACAGGAGUUGGGGGAGUCGCCAGCAGUGCCGAGAGAGCAGGAGCGGGGAGCGGACCUGGGGGGAGCAACAGCAGCAACAACAGCGUCUCCUUCCUGGGCUCGCUAUUCGGCAGCAAACGCGCCAAACCACCAGGGCCCCUUAUACCACCGGGGCCACCCUACCCCGCACCUGUACCCCCACCGACUACGGGAGGACCCCCUCCUCACUCCCCUUCAUCUCUAUGCCAGCUGGAUGGGGGGGCUUCCAAGAUCCAGGCACUACACGCACAGUACUGUCACGUGGGCACCGUACAGCCCCCACCACCUUACUACCAUCACCAUCGCUUCCACGUCCAAGCCGUCCCUCCACCUUUACAAGGCCUGCCCCCUCAUACUUCACAGAGAGGCCCACUACCCUGUCGUCUGCCGCUCGGUCCACUUCACGCCCAGCACCCGCAGCUGGCCCAUCUCUCCCAGCUUUCCCAGCAUGGCCUCCAGGGUCGAUACACCAACAUGGUGGUAGGAUGUCCCCCACCCCUUUCUCCUCUCUCCCAACAUUCCCAGAGCCCACAGUUUGCCCUCUACCACGGGCAGCUUACACACUCUGCCAGAGGGGGCAGCGGCCCUGGUACAAAACUCCCACUUACCCUGUCUCUGUCCCACCCCCACGCACACUCCCAAACCCACCCCAGGCAUGCCCAAACACCACACCCAACCAGCCAUUCUACUCAUCAAACACACUUUAUAUUCGGCACACUGCCCCACAACCUGCCGUCGGCCUCCGUCAAUGCACAUCACGCAGCGCCCGCCGCCCCGUAUCUGCCCCAGUACCCUCCUCUCUCCUCUAUCCCCCCUCCCCCACCACACUCCCCUUUACCCCCCCCUUCGUCCCCCCUUACCCCUCUUACACCUCUCUCCCCUCACCCCCCCCAGCACCCCGCGCAGCCUCAGCAGGGGCCGCCGGUGACGGGUGGAGUCGGAGCGACAGGUACAGGGGGCAGCUCCAAGUCCAAGCCUAUCAACCGGAUAAGUACCGUGGUGUGAGCCGGACAUGGAGCUCCAGAGUUCAGAGGGCAGACGACAGAUGUGAGGAGGUGGGCAGAUAUCGGGCCAGAAGCAAGUCCGCCAGGACUGAAAGUAACAGCAGCAGCGCUGGUGACAAGAGGAAACGCAGGCUGCUCCGCCUUUGUUACUUUCACCUCCGCUUCCCACAUAUGUAGGUGGAGGCGGCGAGCACGGCUAGAGGCAAACGGCGUGGGCAAUCAAUUCCCCUCCGGGAUUAAUAAAGUAUUUUUGAAUUGAAUGUGCAUUCUCAGUACAGAAACACACACACUACAUCUCAUGAACACACACUACCUUUUACCACACACAAUCAAAAGAGUCUAUAGCCAUAUGAUUUAAAUGAAAACUAAAUAUUUGAGUAUAUUGCCUCAGUUUGAACUGUUUAAACUAGAUGUGUGUGUGUAUAAAGCUAUUUACAUGUGCAGAUCAUGCUGAUGGAGAGCUUAUGUGUCUACAGGUUUAUGGAGGGUUUGUAGAAUGACACCAACCAGCCAACAGAAGAAAGUUGCAAAGGUUUUUAAAAACGUCCCUUGAAUUUGCAAUAAUCCCACUUGGCUUUGUGACGUCUCUGGCCAUGGCAAACUUCUUUUUUAAAGGAAAUCUCAGUGAUCUCGCUCUCGCUAGAACCAGUGCACGUUUUCUGACAAUCUGCUGCCCAAAUGGCCUCUCGCACACGCAAAGGAGUCACCUAGCUUUUUGCGGCUGUGCUCUCUGUGUGGCCAGUGGAAACCGACGAUACAAACAACACAUUUUGAAUGUUUCUGAAGCCUUUUGCUGUUUUUAUUGAUAUUAUAAAAUACCCGCUAUACCUGAGUAUUAUUAAUAUUGUCCAAUACUUGUUUUGAUCAGUGAUUAAUGAUAUCAGCAGAUGUUUGUAUGUUGGUCAUAGGAAGUAUUUGCACAUGAUGAUUCUCUGUCUGCCAUGCACACUGAAGGGUGUGUGGAGUGUGCCAUAGUUUUUCUUUUGCUUCUUAAUGAUUAGUAUUCAGGAGUAAUAAAAACAACCAUUUUUAUUUUUGAUCAGACGCUAAUGUGCUUCUAUGGUUUUUAGAUCAGACACAACACAGCCAACAAAACUUGAAAUGAGAGAUUUUUAGAAUCUGAGUCUCCUGGCUCUGAAAAGACCAACAGUCAGAUUUAAUAGUUGCGGCUCUUUUCUGCGUUUUUGCCGAGGCACGGUUUCACGUGAGGUUUUGUGGUUUUGCACAUGUGAUGUCUUAAUUCAGAAAUGGCCUUCUCUUAACCCUCCCCGUCCUUGAAGAAAUAUCUCCUCACAUUUCACGAUGCCUCAGCAUCUUGCUGAGUGCUUCUUUUUUUAUUAGAAAAUAUUACAAGAACCGAGAAUGUAAAAUAGCCUUCGGAUGCGUACCGUAUUUCAUGUUUGUGUAAGUGUUAACCCUUUUUUGCUACUGCAGUUUUAAAAGUUCAAACUAAACACCGAUGUAGUGGACGACCAGGAGAAAACCUCAAACAUCUGGAUCCAGGAGAGAACAGAGAGAAGAGACUAAAUGAAGACUGAAUUAGCUGCUGAGCAAAAAGGCCAAAAUGACCGCAAAUUUGGGAUUUAAUGAAAGAGAUUUCACAAAGGCAUGGAGAGAGUUGAGAGUGAUCAUUGUUAACGUUAUCCUUGGCUAUUCUUUUCUUUUCUCGUGUUCUUUUAACUCUUCUUGCAUGAAUAUAUCUGCUCUUAUUAAAUAAAUUGUACUGUAUAAACAUGAAUGUACAUAUUAAAUUAUACAUAAGCUUCUUCUAAUCAUGGGAAGAACCACUCCCAUCCUGUAUUCAGGUGCGUGCAUGUGAGUGCCACUAUAUGCACAGACCAACAUGGACAGGGACAAAAGGAACGUCCACCUCUUUUCUUUCUUUUCUUAUCGUUUCAUACUGAUGUGUGAGAGCGGCUACAGCGAUGUAAAAGCAUAUGUAUCAGUGCACUUAUUGAUAUUAUUUUCAUCAUGAUUUCAGAUUUUCUGUGUAUUAUGUGUACCGAAAGAAUAGAGAAAUGAGAUGUGAAUAUUUAUUGCUUCUGAUAAAUUAAAGUGUCCUUGCAGUGGU
Nothobranchius furzeri (turquoise killifish) is the source of this 7771-nucleotide messenger RNA. RefSeq names its product IQ motif and Sec7 domain ArfGEF 2b (gene iqsec2b). NCBI's taxonomy places the organism in Eukaryota, Metazoa, Chordata, Actinopteri, Cyprinodontiformes, Nothobranchiidae. The record is from RefSeq and is a predicted model, not a curated record. Gene Ontology annotation, molecular function: guanyl-nucleotide exchange factor activity; protein binding. Gene Ontology annotation, biological process: actin cytoskeleton organization; regulation of ARF protein signal transduction.